AUGGCCGCUCCGCUCACUUCUGUGGCGGGUAUCACGGCCCUGCUAGAUGAGCAGGACCCCAAGUUGCAGGCGUAUGCCCUGCGGAAGCUAGACACGCUCGUGGACCGGUUUUGGGCCGAACUGGCGGACUCGGUGCCGCGCAUCGAAGAGCUGUACGAAGACGAGUCCUUUAGCGACCGUGGCGUCGCUGCGCUCGUCGCCUCCAAGAUCUACUUCUACCUGGGCGAGUUUGAGGACUCGCUCAGCUUUGCGCUCGGCGCCGGCGCCCUGUUUGACGUGGAGCGCAAGGAUGAGUACGUGGAAACGGUCAUCUCCAAGUCGAUCGACCAGUACAUUGCCGAGCGCUGCAGCGAGACGGAAAAGAUCGAUCCCCGCCUGGAGUCGAUCGUGAACAAUAUGCUGCAGCGGUGCAUCGCCGCCGGCGAGUACCGCCAGGCGCUGGGCAUUGCGCUCGAGACUCACCGCCUGGACGUUAUUGAGAACGUUUUCAACUCGACGCACGAUGCGCAGCUGCUGAGCUACGUGCUGGAGGUGGUGAUGGGCGUGUCGCAUGCGCCCCAGGUGCGCAAGGACGUCUUGCUGCUCCUCGUCAAGCUCUUCCAGUCGCUGGCGCAGCCCGACUUCUUUUCCAUUGCACAGUGCUACGUGUACCUGAACGAGCCGACGCUCGCUUCCGAGCUGCUGCAGAUGCUUGUAAAGCGCGCAGAAAAGGACGAAAAGGCAUUGGAGAACAGCGCGCAGGACCCAUUGAUGAUUGCGUACCAGAUCGCCUUUGACCUCGUCGAGAGCGCCACGCAAGAGUUCCUCAAGAGCGUGCAGCAGGACGUGCAGCAAAAGCUCCCUGCGGCCGAGAGCGGCCCCGGCGCGUGGGCCGCGCAGAUUGCGCAGAUCCUCAGUGGCGAGGAGACGAUCAAGUUCUACCGCGAUUUCCUGAAGCACGCCAACCACGCCGACUUGGCCAUCCUCAAGAAGAGCAAGGAUGCGCUGGACGCGCACUACAGCGCGUACCACUCGGCGGUCAGCCUGUCGAACGCGUUUAUGAACGCGGGCACGGCCAGCGACCAGUUCCUGCGGGAGAACCUCGAGUGGCUGGCCAAGGCGUCCAACUGGAGCAAGUUUACCGCCACCGCAGCGCUGGGAGUGCUGCACAAGGGCAACUUGCAGGAGGGCAUGAACAUCCUGCACCCCUACCUUCCUUCGGAUGCGCCUUCGUCGAGCGUCUACUCCGAGGGCGGCUCGCUGUUUGCCCUCGGCCUCAUCCACGCAAACCACGGCGCGGGAAUCCUCGAUACACUGAUCAACACCCUGCGCAACAACACGGCCGAGGUCGUGCAGCACGGCGCUGCGCUCGGUCUCGGUGCCGCAGGCAUGGCGACGGAGAACGAGGCGGUGUACGAAGAGCUGCGCAACGUGCUCUUUGGCGACUCGGCCGUGACUGGUGAGGCGGCGGGCUACGCGAUGGGCCUGGUCUACCUCGGUACCGGUGCGGCGCACGCCACCGAGGAGAUGCUGCAGUACGCACAAGAGACGCAGCACGAAAAGAUCAUCCGCGGCCUCGCGAUCGGCCUGGCUCUCUUGAACUACGGCCGCGAGUCGCAGGCAGACGGCACGAUCGACGUGCUGAUCGCCCACAAGGACGCCACGAUGCGCUACGGUGGCGUGUAUACCAUCGCGCUCGCUUACGCCGGCACCGGCGACAACAAGUCGAUCAGCCGCCUGCUGCACCUCGCCGUGUCGGACGGCAGCGACGAUGUGCGCCGUGCGGCCGUGAUCAGCCUCGGCUUUUUGCUCUUCCGCACGCCGCAGCACGUUCCCGCGAUUGUGCAGCUGCUCAGCGAGAGCUACAACCCCCACGUGCGCUACGGUGCGGCGAUCGCGCUCGGCGUCGCCUGUGCAGGCACCGGCCUGGACGCGGCGCUCGACUUGCUCGAGCCGAUGACCAAGGACCCGGUCGACUUUGUGCGCCAGGGCGCGUGCAUGGCGCUCGCCAUGAUCCUUAUCCAGCAGAACGAGGUGCUGAACCCGCGUGUGGAAAAGGUGCGCAAGUCUCUCGAGACAAUCAUCUCGGAGAAGCACGAGGAGGCAAUGGCCAAGUUUGGUGCGACGCUCGCCCAGGGCCUGCUCGACGCCGGCGGCCGCAAUGCCACGAUUAGCCUGCAGGGCCGUGGUGGCAGCAUCAACACGCCGGCGAUCGUCGGCAUGGCGCUCUUUACGCAGUACUGGUACUGGUUCCCGAUGGCGCUCUUUGCGUCGCUCUCCUUUACGCCGACAGCGAUCAUCGGCCUCUCGCGCACGCUCGCCUUGCCGGACGUGGAGCUGGUGAGCCGCGCGCGUCCAAGCCUCUUUGCGUAUCCCCCGCCGGUCGAGACGCCUUCCGAGAAGAAGCUUGAAAAGGUCGAGACCGCCGUGCUGAGCACCACGGCCAAGUCGCAGGCCCGCCAGCGCACCAAGGAGAAGAAGAAGGCGCAGCUGGAGGGUGAGGCGAUGGAGCAGGACGAAAAGCCCAAGACGGAGGAGAAGCCGGCCGAGGAGGAGAAGCCGGUCAAGCGUCCCGAGCCCAAGGAGGAGCGCAUCAAGAACUGCUCGCGCGUCACGCCGUACCAGCUCAAGUAUGUCGCGUUCCCUCCUUCGUCGCGCUUCCAGCCCGUGCGCCCGAUCCUCGGCAACCGUGCCGACGUCUGGCAGGACACGGCGGCGAUCGGCGCGCUUCCCGCGCUGAGCACCGCGCCGCGCGACGAGGAGGCGGCCACGACGCGCCACCCCGAGCCGUCGCAGGCGCGUCAGCUGAACUACUCGGUGACCGGCGGCGGCGGCGGCAUCCUCAUGCUGCUCGACCGCGACCCCUCGAAGCCGUACGACACGCUCCCGCUGCAGGGCAAGGGCGACGACGGCAAGGAGGACAAGACGGCCGAGGAAGACACGGCGGCUGCGAUCCAGUCCGCGCCGGAUACCGACGAAAAAGAAGCGACGAGCGUCCCGGGCGCGGAAAGUGCGCCGGCGCAGUCGGAAGACGUAGACAUGCCGGAAGCCCCCGAGGCGAGGUAG
Molecule: messenger RNA, 3045 nt
Organism: Malassezia japonica
Lineage: Eukaryota; Fungi; Basidiomycota; Malasseziomycetes; Malasseziales; Malasseziaceae
Gene: RPN2
Product: proteasome regulatory particle base subunit
Exons: 1
Coding region: 1-3045 (1014 amino acids)
Biological process (GO): regulation of protein catabolic process; proteasome-mediated ubiquitin-dependent protein catabolic process
Cellular component (GO): nucleus; proteasome regulatory particle, base subcomplex; proteasome complex
Molecular function (GO): enzyme regulator activity
Source: RefSeq, a predicted model, not a curated record